This is a messenger RNA of Coregonus sp. 'balchen', 1657 nucleotides long. NCBI's taxonomy places the organism in Eukaryota, Metazoa, Chordata, Actinopteri, Salmoniformes, Salmonidae. The record is from the annotation of a GenBank genome assembly.
AUGAAGGCCAGUGUGACUGAGUGACUGACUUAGCAGAGAGUUCAUCCCUUAUCCCAACUACAUCUAUUCAAUGAGAGAUCUCUAUCUAUAGCAGACACUUUCCCCUCCCUCAUCUCUCCCUGCCUCUGUUUGGGUUUCUCCACAGAGAGAAGCACCACUCCCUCUCCCAUCAUGAGUGAGCACGGUCUGUCUCCAGGGACCGUCAAUGGCUACUCUUCUUCCUCUUCCUCCUCCAUCCCCCAGCCCAAUGCAGGGAACAGCAGCAAGCUCUGGAGGAGUAAGUCCCUGAACACUAAGCACAGCGCCACCUCCUCCAUGCUGUCCGUCAAGCAGGACCCUCCCACCAGGCAGCCCGCGGCCCCACCCCUAGAGGUCCUCCCUAAAGUCAUCGCCCAGAAGUCCAUGCUGGAGAAACUCAAGCUUUUCAACAGCAAAGGAGGCUCCAGGGCAGCUGUAGUCCUGACUGACAGGCCGACGGGGCAGGAGACGGAGUCGAUGGCGUCGCGCCCCACCAGCGGUGACCUCCUGGAGGUGGCAGAGGGGAACUCCCUGCCACCCAGUGUCAUGGCAACCAGCCCCAAGCUGGCCCUGAAGGGCAUUGCCCAGCGCACCUUCAGCAGGGCCCUCACCCCCCGGAAGAGCUCUCUGAAGACUGAGGAGAAGGAGAAGGACAAGGCCAGGUCCAAGGAGAGGGACAAGGCCCGGGAGGGAGGCUCCAAGCGGGGGUCUGUCACAGAGCAGGAGGAACCCAGGGAUGACACAAGGCAGGAGGGAGGAGGUUCAGACUCAGCAGAGCCCAAGAGGAACACUAAGAUCACCAGCCUCAUCCCAAAAGGAGGCAAGGCUGGCAGUGGCAAAAAGGAGGGCUCAGCCCCAGCAGCACACUGCGGAAUACCAAAGCCAGGGUCCAAGGCAGGGAAGACCUCAGGGGCGCCCUCUUCUGGUCGAGAUGGAGACAGGCCCCACAGUGUGAGUGCCGGUGGGGGUGGUGGUCUCUCGGUGCACAAGGGCCAGCUGGACAGCAGAAGCUCCAGCUCCUGCUCCAGCCUGGCCUCCUCUGAAGGGAGGUCUCACCAUCAACACCAGCACACCAACGGAGCGCCCCCAGUGGCCUCCACAGCCAGCAACACCAUCAGUGUCCAGCUACCUCAUCCUCAGCAGCAAUACAACCACCCCAACACUGCCACUGUCGCACCAUUCAUGUACAGGUACUAUGCCCACUUUGAUGGACAGAAUUUGAGCUUUCAUAGUUUAAUAGUAGGAAUAUACCAAAAUGUCAAACGUUUUAUACAUACCACGUCUCAAACCUUUUAACUGACUGUAGGGAUCUGUGUAAGCGUAAAUUAUAGUCAAUGACUAAUUGGAGAGGACUGAACUACAUAUACUUAGUGGGAACUGUUUACUCCUGACGGAGCGCAGAGAGCAGCAGAAAGAGGCAGACAGAGAGGCUCUGGGAUAUCUCUUGUUAUUGCCUGUCGUCAUCCCUUAUUGUCUUGUUGUUGCUGCCCUGUCCUGUAGGUCUCAGCCUGAUGUGACUGGAGCAGACAUGAUGAUGGAGGCAGCGGGGUCACUGGAGGGUCACAGAGAGACUGCAGCCUACAGCAAGUCAGCAGACAACUCCCAGGAGGACCUCACAGGUAACACUGGCUCACUAUGA